Molecule: messenger RNA, 573 nt
Organism: Sphenostylis stenocarpa
Lineage: Eukaryota; Viridiplantae; Streptophyta; Magnoliopsida; Fabales; Fabaceae
Source: the annotation of a GenBank genome assembly
AUGGCGAUGUUAGCAUCACCAUAUGUAAAACUCUCACUCCCAUUCCCACUUUCCUCUUCCAAGCCCAAUCCCCGCAGGCUCUUCAUUCUCCGAGCCACCGAACCUGAAACCCCACCCUCGGCUUCGGACCCCUCCGAGCCCGAACCGGACGCCUCCGACGACGACUUCGACAGCAGAAUCAGCCAGCUCCGCCUCCGGUACCGCAGCGGCACGGGCAAGAAGGCAGAGCUCCGAAAGAACCGAAAGUCGAAGAAAGGAAGCUCCGGAUCCGGGUCCGGGUCGGGUGUUUUCCUGCCGCCGGUGGCGCUGAAGGAGCCGGUUUCCGGUGGCGUGAAAGUGGAACUAGGGUUCAGCCAGUACAGCGAACGGUUGAACGGUCGCAUUGCGAUUCUCGGCCUGGCGGCACUGGUGCUGGUGGAGCUGGCGACGGGGAAGGGCGUUAUCAACUACCACACGCCAGCGAUUAUUCUGAUUCAGGUCUAUUUUGUGGCUGCGGUUGGUGCUAUCUUUGUUAAGUAUGAGAAGGAGAAGAUCAGCAUUUGGCCUCAAACUAAUUCUUCCACUAACAAGUGA